Orycteropus afer afer is the source of this 945-nucleotide messenger RNA. Its product is annotated as olfactory receptor 5A1-like. Gene Ontology annotation, biological process: G protein-coupled receptor signaling pathway; sensory perception of smell. Lineage: Eukaryota; Metazoa; Chordata; Mammalia; Tubulidentata; Orycteropodidae. The record is from RefSeq and is a predicted model, not a curated record. Gene Ontology annotation, cellular component: membrane. Gene Ontology annotation, molecular function: G protein-coupled receptor activity; odorant binding; olfactory receptor activity.
AUGGAACAGAGUGGAAACCACUCCUCUGUGACUACGUUUGUCCUCCUGGGUCUCUCAGAUGAAAAAGAGCUACAGCUCAUCCUCUUUCCAAUAUUCCUAGGAAUCUACAUUGUGACCUUUGUCUGGAACCUGGAUCUCAUCCUCUUAAUCAGGAUGGACUUCCACCUGCACACACCCAUGUACUUUUUUCUCAGUUUCCUGUCAUUUAUAGACAUCUGCUAUUCUUCUUCAAUUAGCCCAAAGAUGCUUUCAGACUUCCUAAAAAGUGAAAAAACAAUUCCUUUCAUUGCCUGUGCCACUCAGUAUUUUGUUGGGGCCUGGAUGGCUCUGACUGAGUGCUGCCUCUUGGCCACCAUGGCCUACGACCGAUACGUUGCCAUUGGCAGGCCUCUGCAGUACUCAGCCAUCAUGGCUCCUGGCCUCUGUAGGAAGAUGGUUGCUGGGGCCUAUAUGAGUGGUUUCCUUAGCAGUUUAUUUGAAGCAGUCUCUUGCUUUCAUCUUUACUACUGUGGGCCAAACAUCAUUCAACAUUUCUUCUGUGACGUGCCUCAGAUCAUUACCUUGUCUUGCUCCGAUCCCUUCAUCUGCCAAACGUCUCUUCUUCUGGUGGCUAUUUUUGUUGGCUUUGGGUCUUUGCUUGUUAUUGUCUUAUCCUAUGGUUUCAUUGCUGCUUCCAUCCUGAAGAUAUCCUCGGGCAGAGGUAGUGCCAAGGCCUUCAAUACCUGUGCAGCCCACCUGGCAUCUGUGACACUCUUCUAUGGCACCGCCCUCUCUGUGUACAUGUGUCCCACAUCUGGUCACUCCAUGAAGCAAAACAAGGUGCUAUCAGUCUUUUAUGCCCUCAUAAUCCCCAUGUUAAACCCUCUGAUCUAUAGUCUGAGGAACAAGGAGAUCAAAUCAGCCUUCAAGAGGCUUAUAAAGAAGGCAACAAGCUUACCUCAGUAA